Messenger RNA from Solanum lycopersicum (tomato), 732 nucleotides. The record is from RefSeq and is a predicted model, not a curated record. Lineage: Eukaryota; Viridiplantae; Streptophyta; Magnoliopsida; Solanales; Solanaceae.
CCAACCUACAAGUCGCCACCUCCACCAACUCCUGUUUACAAGUCGCCACCACCACCCAAGGAGCCAUACUACCCUCCUCACACACCAACCUAUAAGUCACCACCUCCACCAAGUCCCGUUUACAAGUCGCCACCACCACCCAAGGAGCCAGACUACCCUCCACACACCCCAUCCUACAAGUUACCACCUCCACCAACUCCCAUUUACAAGUCGCCACCACCACCAACUCCUGCCUACAACUCUCCUCCACCACCUUACUAUCUUUACACCUCUCCCCCUCCUCCCUACCAUUACUGGAAAAUGGCCUCUCUAGUUGCAACUCUUUUAGUGGUUUUAGUGUCACUUAGCUUACCAUCCGAAAGUUCAGCUAAUUAUCAAUACACAUCUCCCCCACCACCAAAGGAGUCAUACCACCCUUCACCAACACCUUAUCAUCCCGUACCACUUUACAAGUCUCCACCACUGCCAACUCCAGUUUACAAUUCUCCACCACCACCCAGAGAGACGUACUACCCUCCACACACUCCAGUGUACAUGCCGUCACCACCCUCGACACAAAUUUACAAGUCGCCACCACCACCCAAUGAGCCAUAUUACCCUCCACACACCCCAACCUACAAGUCGCCACCUCCACCAACUCCUAUUUACAAGUCUCCACCGCCGCCAACUCCCUUUUACAAUUCUCCACCACCACCCAAGGAGCCAUACUACACUUCGCCACCUCCACCAACU